Molecule: messenger RNA, 1487 nt
Organism: Cebus imitator (Panamanian white-faced capuchin)
Lineage: Eukaryota; Metazoa; Chordata; Mammalia; Primates; Cebidae
Product: collagen alpha-1(III) chain-like
Exons: 5
Coding region: 1-1239 (412 amino acids)
Source: RefSeq, a predicted model, not a curated record
AUGCAAGGGCAGAAGAGCCAGCCCUACGCCGUUCCUCGAGUGCUGGCCGCACACCGCUGCCGCUGUGGGCUGGGCCUGCGCCUGGGGCUGUUUCUGCCCAAGUCCUCACCGGGAAUCAUCAGGCCUGAGACGAACCCUCCCUCCGUCGGGAGCCCUCCGCCGGCCCCGGGCAAGAGAGCGAAGCGCCUGAGACCAGGUGGCAGUGGCUUUACCUCCCACGGGGACCGGCGGCUGCUCAGAACCGGGCGCUCUGGGCCCCGGCGGGGCGACGCUGACGCCCGGAGGCGAGGGCGGGGAGGCGGGCCCGGGACUCGGGGGCGGCCGGGGCGGGAGGGAGGCCCGGGGCGGCGGCGCGGGGAGCGGGGCCGGGGCAGCACCAUCUGGAGGGGCGGGAGCGCGCGGCCUCUGGGGGGCGGGCGAGCGCGCGGGGCCGAGCGGGUCGGGGGCGCCCGGCGGGGCGCGCAGGAGGAGCGUGGCGGGCUCAGCCCCGCGCUGCCCGAGCAGCAGCCGCCGCGCGUCGGGGUCCUGAGCUGGGGCCCGCAGCAGCUCCGCGGGCUGAGGCUCGGCGUGGAGGAGCGGGGCGGGGUGGGCGCGGCGCUGCAGGAGGAGGGCGGGGUGGGCCCGGCGCUGCAGGAGCGCGGCGGCCGCGGCCUCGAGCCCGGCCUGGGGGCGCUGUGGGGGCCGCCGGACGGCGCGGACCGGGGGCGCCCGCCGCGGUGGCCGGGCUCGGCGCGCUGGCCUGUGGCGCAGGAGGAGGGGCUGGGGCCCCGCGGGCAGCACCAGGAGAAGGGCGGGGGCAGCCCCGCGGUGCAGGAGCGCGGCGAGGCCCGGGCCGGGGUGCAGGAGCGCGGGGAGGGGAGCCCGCGGAGGCGGCCGCGGCAGCCCGAGCCGGAGGCCGGGGACGGCCCCCGCGAGCGCGGGGAGGGGCCGGAAAGUUCGGGCGAGUUGGGGGAGCGGCCGUGGGAGAGCGUCGGGCGGGAGGCGGUGGUCCUGGGGGCGGCCCCGGCGCGCCGAAGCCGCGCAGAGCUGGUCGGGAGGGCCCGGCCGGUGGGGCCCUGGGGGCCUGCGGGGGAGGGGCGCCUGGGGGUGCAGGAGGCGAACUGGCUUCCCGGGGUGCAGGAGGGACAGGUGGUGCGGGCUGUCCAGGAAACCUGUCUGCACGGGAAGGAGCCCCAGGAGGGGGAGGAGCCCCACGAGGGGCACAGGCCCCGGCGGCGCCGACGGCGGAGGAGGUGGUAGCUGGCUGGCGCGGCCCCGCGGUCUCUCCAGGACGGAAGGGAACGCAGGAUGUAGGGGCGUCGGGGGUCGGGAGCCGGAGCGUGCGGGGAAGCGGGGCGCGCUGGGAGCCACUGCUUGAGGGCAGGCCGCGGCCCGCGGGAACGUCUUCUGCUGUCUCAGCCUGGGCGUCGCCGAAGCUGUGUCUGCGGGGAGGCGGCGGAAGGCGCAGGAUGGAGUGCAAUGACGCCAUCUCAGUUCAAUGCAGCCUC